This is a messenger RNA of Bactrocera tryoni, 1116 nucleotides long. RefSeq names its product 17-beta-hydroxysteroid dehydrogenase 13-like. The record is from RefSeq and is a predicted model, not a curated record. Gene Ontology annotation, cellular component: lipid droplet. Bases 57 to 998 code for a protein of 313 amino acids. NCBI's taxonomy places the organism in Eukaryota, Metazoa, Arthropoda, Insecta, Diptera, Tephritidae. The transcript has 6 exons. Gene Ontology annotation, molecular function: oxidoreductase activity, acting on the CH-OH group of donors, NAD or NADP as acceptor.
UUCAGUGAUAUCUUUACGCUUAGUUCUGUGUUAAAACUUGUACUUGUGUUUCAAAAAUGGUUGGAAAAAGUUUGCACAAAGCGCUUACCUUGACCACCUAUAUAUUAGUGGUGAUUGUCAUAUAUCCUAUAGUGCUUGUAGUAUCUACUAUAGUUACCAAUAUUGAAAGUUGCCGACGCAAAAAGGAAAAAUCUAUUAAAAAUGAAGUGGCCGUUGUCACUGGUUCAGCUAGUGGAUUGGGUAAAAAUAUCGCCACAGAAUUGGCGGCGAGGGGUUGCCAUGUUGCUAUAUGUGAUAUCAAUUACGACUUAGCUGUGACGACAGCUAAAGAAAUCGCCGAGAAAUAUGGCGUCAAAGCAAAAGCUUAUAAGGUGGAUGUCACCAAAUACGAUGAAAUUGUGGAACUCAAUGAAAAGCUAACCAAUGACAUUGGCGUCGCCACUAUACUCGUGAAUAAUGCGGGCUUACUGUUUCAUCCAGAUAGGUUGAAUCCCACAGUGAAGGACAUUGAAACGAUGAUAAAUGUUAAUUAUACUUCACAUUUCUGGACAAAUCGUGUCUUCAUGGAGAAUAUGAAGCGUGCCAGGAAAGGUUAUCUUAUGGGCAUGUGUUCUUUAUCCGGUCUACAAACAUUGGCGCAGUCCGAACCUUAUUCCAGUACUAAAUUCGCUGUACGUACCCUAAUGCGAAUACGGCGAGUCGAACUAAAGAUGGAAGGAUUCAGUGAUAUUCACUGCACUACCGUAUUUCCUCAUUUUACUCGAACUAACGCUAGGGUUACCCAGGUAGCUGAAGAAGUAGGCUUCACUAAGUUAUAUCCAUUACUAGAAGGCGAAGAAGUCGCGCAGAGAGCUGUAUCGGGAAUGUUAUGUGGUGAAGUGGAGGUUAUUAUACCGAGUAUCAUUGCCCUCAUCUAUCGUCUCCAAGUACUUUUGCCACAACGAGUUCAAGAUUGGUUGAUUACUGCAUUUGUAAAAAACAGUAAGGACAGUAACUAGUAAAGAAACAAUUUCUUCGAAGGCAACUGAACAUAUUCAGAUUCAGAAAUAUUAUCGCUUAAUUUAAUUCAAAUAUCUAAUACCAAUAAUAGGAUUACAUGAAAUUAAACAAAAAAAA